Molecule: messenger RNA, 900 nt
Organism: Symbiodinium sp. CCMP2592
Lineage: Eukaryota; Dinophyceae; Suessiales; Symbiodiniaceae
Source: the annotation of a GenBank genome assembly
AUGGGUUCAUCCUUUGAGUUCUCUCAUCUCGGUGUGCAGCUGAGGGGUUCUUGGUGCGGGCUGUGGAAGGAGUUGGAGACCGGCAUCAUCUACGAUCUCACAAGUGUCGCCUCGUUCGCAUGGUUUUCACAGGCUCGUGCGGUCGUCGUGGUGAAAAUGCAAAACCGUCCCGGGGCUGAUCAAAAGGACUUCCAGAUCGAAGCAGUCGGCAGUGUCGGCAGCCGGCGGCUGCAACUGUUCGAUGUGUCGCGUAUACACACGUGCACGCACGAUCUGGUCGACGAUUCAACUCCGGGAACACUGGUUUGGUACAACCACACAAGAGGGCAACCGUGCACCUGGCAGUUUUUGUGGCAGCGGCAGGAAUGGCGGCCCACGUUAGUGCAGCUGAUGGGCGAAGUUGAAGACAAUGUUCUCAGGCUGGUCAUGCGAAAGCUUUCCGGCGAGAUGAUCUCCAGGGUUACAAUGCCGCUCAGCACAAGCUGGAAGGAGGCCAGAAAUCUAAUGGUGCCAGGGCUCCGACAAUUGCUUUCCAAAAAGCUUAGUUUCGUUUCGCCCAUGGGAACAGUCUUAACACCCCGGCAGAACGAGCAGCCGCUCAGUGAGCUUCUCGGGUGUGGCUACCCAGAAAAGAUGCGCGAGUCCAAACCUUUCGUUUCGCCCAUGGGAACAUCCUUGACACACCGGCACAACAAGCAGGCGCUCAGAAGGUUUCUCGGGUGUGGCUACCCAGCAAACAUGCACGAGUCCAAACCCACAGUCCAGACUUCAUUCGUGAGCCCACAGUCAGAUGUGACCACGACAGCGCUUGCGACCACGACAGCGCUUGCGGUGUCGCUUGCACUCUUUCUUACUGCUUCGCGCUCCGACCAAGAGAAGCACACUAGGAACGACAACUGA